AUGUUCGGAAAAGACGGUGUACAUUUGAAGGGUCUCAGGGUGGGAGUGACAGGAGUUCUUUACAAACAACUCAAAAUAAGACAGAAAUCAGGAAAACUUUUACUUGCUUCUGUAGAUGAGUUCAAGACUUCAAAGGUACAACAAGAUUUACCAAAACUGACCUGUCAUGCAUGUCUUCAAACAUGCUUGACUGAUGCUUACAUUGGGUUACACAGUAUUCAAGCUUGCCAAAGUUGCGAAAUAAUGUGGCAACGCGACGUUAACGCGUCGAAAAAUAUAUUCAAGAUCUCAAGACAAGUGAUUGGUGGUCAUGGGCGUCCACGGGAGUUCACGAGAGAACAAUAGGUCUUGGUUUUUUUUUUAUAUCGCCGUCUCGUACACGGUUUCUCUUGUUAAAGAAGUUUAGAUAUUUACAGAUAUGCUGUAUCUAUUUCUUUUUUUUUUUCCUCCAGAAAAAAUCUAACAUUUUGUCUCAAUUUAAC
This is a messenger RNA of Cokeromyces recurvatus, 482 nucleotides long. RefSeq lists its product as uncharacterized. The transcript has 2 exons. The record is from RefSeq and is a predicted model, not a curated record. Bases 1 to 345 code for a protein of 114 amino acids. NCBI's taxonomy places the organism in Eukaryota, Fungi, Mucoromycota, Mucoromycetes, Mucorales, Mucoraceae.